UAUCUUUCACAUUUGAGGUCCUCUCAUGGACUCUCGCACAAAGAUAAAAAAGAAAAUCAAAAUCGUCAAAAGCUACAAAAACACACCGUAACAAUAAGAAAAAAAAUUUAAGAAAAUCGAGAACUUUUAUGUUUUUUUGUUCGCGCAAAGACUUGCGGAGGCGUUGUGCAAAAAAUAAACAAACACAGAAAAAACAUUAAAACUUACGUCAUCAAACUUGAUGAUUUCAGAAUUGGUGAUAGAUUGUGGUGAGAAAUCCGAUCAAAUUGACACAGAAAUUGUAAAAAGCCACCCAUCCAUAAGAACCCAUAAUAAUUUAUCAAAAGCUGAAUUUAUUAAUGAGUAGUAUUCCUUCGUGGACUCUGUGUAUUUAUCAGAAAAGGGCUUUUUGUAAAUUGCAAGCAGAGCAACCAAAGAGAACAACAAAAGAUGAUUCAUGUGGGAGAAAAUACAUGGAACCUCAGAAUUUUUAUAACUGACCUAAAAGUGGAGAAGCAGUUGAGGGUGAGGGGAGACCAGCACAUUGGUGGCAUUAUGCUGCAGCUGGUUGACCCUGAAAACCCUAAAGAUUGGUCCGACCAUGCAUUGUGGUGGCCCGAAAAAAAUAUUUGGCUGACCCGGACACGGUCGACGUUAGACCAGGUUGGUGUGCAAGCUGACUGUUUAUUACAUUUCACGCCCAUGCACAAGACAUUGACAGUCCAGCUGCCCGAUUUGCGUUUUCUUGAGUGCCGUGUUGACUAUUCCAUCAAAACGUUCGCUGCUGUUGUCAAUUUGUGCAAGGACUUGGAUAUACGCCAUCCUGAGGAGUUGUCGUUGUGCAAGCCCUUGGAAGCAGAGCAUUUAAAGAAGAACUAUGGCAAAUAUCCUCAGAAAAACGGUUCGGGGUACUUACAACCAGCACCCGAUACAAAUUCCUUUAUACCCAACAAUUCGGCCUAUAAGGGUGGUAGCAGCGGUAGCCUGGACAGAACACAGAACGGCAAUUUGUUGUGUGCCCCAGUGUCGCCCUAUAACACUACGCCUCGAAAGGGCGGUACUGCUCCAGGUACACCAGUAAUGUCUUCGCCUACAGGCACUUGUUUGGGAGAUAUGCAAGAAAAUUUGGCUGCCUCUCCCCGUUGCCCUAGUCCGGAUGUAAGGUCCCGCCUGGUACGCCCAAAAAGUUUAAUCGAAAAAGCCCGUAUGAAUGUAGGCUGGUUAGAUUCGUCACUAUCAAUUAUGGAACAGGGCAUUCGGGAAUUUGAUACUUUGUGCCUACGCUUCAAAUACUACACAUUUUUUGAUUUAAAUCCAAAGUAUGAUCUGGUACGAAUUAACCAGCUCUACGAACAAGCCAAAUGGUCUAUAUUAAAUGAAGAGUUCGACUGUUCGGAGGAAGAAAGUCUUAUGUUUGCAGCACUGCAGUUGCAAAUCAAUUGGCUCAACGAAGCUCAAUGCUACCAAGUUCGCGGAUUGGAUUCAACAUACAACGAAAAUGGCACAGAUGACGACAUCGAUUCGGCUUUGAACGAACUUCAAAUAACGCUAGAAGGACCAAAAUCCAGUCAUGACGGCAAUAUUACCAAAAUACCCGAAUUGUCUGACCACUUACGCUUCCUGAAACCGCGCAAAUUCACUAUGAAAGGAUACAAAAGAUAUUUCUUUGCCUAUCGGGAUUUACAUUUGCAUUUGUAUAAAAAUGCCGAAGAUUCGCGUAGAGGAGCGCCGGUAAUAACGAUUAACUUGAGGGGCUGCGAAGUAACUCCCGAUGUUAAUUUGUCGCAGCAGAAAUUUUCGAUACGUUUGGAAGUGCCUCCAGAGGGAGGCAAUGGACCCAACACUGAAGUCUGGAUACGAUGUGACACCGAAGACCAGUAUGCAAAAUGGAUGGCUGCUUGCCGCCUAGCAGCCAAGGGGCGUUCUUUGGCCGACAGUUCUUACGACGCUGAGGUGUCCAACAUCAUAACCCUACUUAAACUCCAAAAACCUAAUCAAAAAGCGACCGAAACUAUCAAACCAAAGAACAUAGAUACCCAAGACUAUCUUUCCCCGAAAAUGCUGAAGAAACUAUCGGGCAAGGCUGCCACUAAAAUUUUAGAGACCCAUGCAAAUGUAACGAAACUUACUCUCAUGGAGGCCAAAAUGAACUACAUACAAGCCUGGCAGUCACUGCCAGACUUUGGAGUGUCGUUGUUUGUCAUCAAAUUCGAUGGACACAAAAAGGAAGAACUUUUAGGCGUUGCCCACAAUCGCAUUAUGCGUAUGGAUCUUAAUACCGGCGACCACAUUAAGACCUGGCGUUACAACACCAUGAAGGCAUGGAAUGUCAAUUGGGGCAUUAAGUGCAUGAUGAUUCAAUUCCAUGAUGAAAACGUGGUAUUCUCUUGUUUAUCGGCCGAUUGUAAGGUGGUUCAUGAAUUUAUUGGCGGUUACAUUUUCAUGACAAUGCGUUCGAAAGAAAACAAUCAAACUCUUAACGAGGAAAUGUUCCAUAAACUAACAGGUGGCUGGGUCUAAGAGCACAUACUGUAGGAACCUACAAAUAUAUAUACAAUUUUUUUUCUAACUUCUAGCACAAGCCCACUUCAACGCACAUUAAAUCAACAAAACAAAACAAACAAACAAAUAAAAUUUAAUCAAAAUUUUCGAAUUUCCCUUUUACAAAAAUAUUAAAAAACCAAACAAAAGCAAAGAAUUCUUUAAGAAUUACGUUUAAACUGUAGUACCCUAUUUAUUCUAUACUCUGGACCUUGUGUGUAUGUAAUUACCAAAGCGUGCCUACAUCUAUCUAU
Messenger RNA from Stomoxys calcitrans (stable fly), 2774 nucleotides. Its product is annotated as unc-112-related protein. The record is from RefSeq and is a predicted model, not a curated record. Gene Ontology annotation, molecular function: integrin binding. The transcript has a single exon. Gene Ontology annotation, cellular component: cell-substrate junction. The coding region runs from base 430 to 2499 and encodes 689 amino acids. NCBI's taxonomy places the organism in Eukaryota, Metazoa, Arthropoda, Insecta, Diptera, Muscidae. Gene Ontology annotation, biological process: integrin-mediated signaling pathway; cell-matrix adhesion.